UGUCAAUUCUGGUGAUCAUGCUGUUGGUUAUGUUGAUUCGGAUUUUGCCGGUGACCACGAUAAGAGGAGGUCUCUGACAGGUUAUGUCUUUACUCUGUCCGGAAGUGCCAUUAGUUGGAAAGCUACUUUACAGGCUACAGUUGCGCUGUCUACAACAGAAGCGGAGUAUAUGGCCAUUGCUGAAGCUGUGAAGGAGGCAUUGUGGAUGAGAGGUUUGCUUUGUGAGCUUGGUCUUGCACAGGGUGUGAGUUCAGUAUUUUGUGAUUCGCAGAGUGCUAUACAUUUGACUAAAAAUCUGAUGUAUCAUGAGAGGACUAAGCAUAUCGAUGUCAGGUAUCACUUCGUUCGGGAUAUCAUCUCACAGAAGCAAGUUGAGGUGAAGAAAGUGGGUACGGCAGAUAACCCAGCAGAUAUGUUGACUAAACCGGUUCCGGUUGCCAAGUUCAAGCAUUGCUUGGACUUGCUUGGUAUUUGCAGUUGAUCGCCCCUCGGGGGCAUUUGGCGAGUGAGAGGUUAGAAGGGGAUAGCUAUAUUUGGUGAUUUAGUUCGGUGGAAUUCAAGUCAAGGUGGAGAAUUGUUGGGAAUGCCUUGUAUUCUUUAGUCCCACAUUGGUUAAUUAUGUUGUUCCCGUUUUUGUAGCCUAUUAUAAAUAAGGCUUUUGGGGUACUUCUAGAAAUAAUCUUUUGGGCUUUCAUAUUGUGGCCUUUCUAGAGUUACGGAUUAUAGCCGGCUCUUUGUAUCUCUUCUUCACGUUGGUUAGUGAAUCCUCUCUCUCCUCGCCCGUGGACGUACCUAUCUUGGGGAACCACGUAUAUCUUGUGUCUUUGUGAUUUCUUGUUUAGUUUUCAAUUUCUCGUUCUUAGCUUGCAUUCAUAGCGUUCGUUACAACAGUUACAGCUGACACUUUCUGGUAACAACCUUAAUGGGAGCAUACCAAUACAACUUUUGACGGUCUCUUCACUGUCAAUUAGAUUGGAUCUAGCUCGCAACAGUUUGUCUGGAUUCUUACCACUUGAGGUUGGAAACCUCAAUCAUUUAUCAGAAAUCGAUAUCUCCGAGAAUGGUUUGUCUGGUAAAAUUCCAAGCACUCUUGGUGCGUGUGUCAGCCUUGAAUACCUAUAUCUGGAAAAAAAUUUCUUUGAAGGAUCAAUUCCUUCAUCAAUUUCAUCCUUGAGAGGUAUUCAGAAUUUGGACCUUUCCAACAACAACUUAUCCGGUCAAAUUCCGAGAUUUUUAGAGACAUUUAUUUUGCUUCAGAAUCUCAAUUUGUCUUUCAACAAUUUUGAAGGCGAGUUACCAAUGAAAGGUGUUUUUACACAUGCAAGUGCAAUAUCAGUUGCCGGAAAUUAUAGGAUUUGUGGUGGCAUUUCCAACCUACGACUACCUCGGUGCACCACAGAGAAAUCGAGAAAAAGGAUGUCUUUUUUACAAACACUUGGAAUCACAGUAGCUUUGGUAGCAAUCCCAGUAGCUUUGGUACCCAUUGGAUUAAUCGCGGUAUCAUCUUUUGUUAGAGUAUCCACGGUAUCUUCUUUCCUUAUAUGUCGUUUGUUCAAGAAGAAAAGAAAAACCAAACCUACAAUUACAUUGUUGAAAGAUUCAUUCUCAAAAGUCACUUAUGGAGAACUUCUCAAAGCAACUAAAGAUUUCUCUUCUAGGAAUCUUCUUGGGUUUGGAAGCUUUGGCAGUGUUUAUAAAGGAAUUAUUGACCAAAACGGGAAGUUAAUUGUGGCGGUCAAAGUAUUUGACCUUCAAACUCGUGGCGCUACCAGGAGUUUCGUGGCAGAGUGCGAAGCCUUAAGGAAUGUUCGACACCGACACCUAGUUCCCAUCUUAACUUCUUGUUCUAGUGUUGAUUUUCAAGGGAAUGAGUUUAAAGCUCCAGUUUACGAGUUCAUGUCCAAUGGCAAUCUAGAUGAUUGGUUGCAUCCAAUUCCGAAAGCAAAUGAUUUGGAACAUGGGUUUGUGGGACUCAAUCUUCUACAAAGUGUAAACAUUGCCAUAGAUGUGGUUUGUGCACUCGAUUAUCUUCAUCACCAAUGCGAAAGGCCAAUUAUUCAUUGUGAUUUAAAGCCGAGUAAUAUCCUUCUCGAUGGUGACAUGGUUGCCCAUGUUGGAGAUUUCGGUCAAGCCAGAUUUCGUGCAGAGCUCACCAGCAGUCCAAAUACAUGUAGUUCAACGGCAAUAAGGGGAACCAUUGGAUACAUAGCUCCAGAGUAUGGACUUGGAAAUGAGAUAUCAACGAGUGGAGAUGUUUAUAGUUAUGGGAUCUUGUUGUUGGAGAUGAUAACAAGGAAGAGACCUACUCACAAAAUGUUUGGGGCAGAUCUUAAUCUUCAUAACUUCUCAAAGAUUGCCUUCCCGCAACGUGUGAUGGAGAUUGUAGACCCUGUGCUCUUAGCGGAGGACAGACAUGACAGCAUUAUGGUGGAAAAUUUGAUCUCCAUUGUAAAAAUAGGAUUGGCAUGCUCAACAGAGUCCCCAAAAGAUCGAAUGAGUAUAAAGACUGUACUCCACGAACUACAUCUGGUCAAGAACAAAUUUUGAAAGGUAAGCAAUUGAAGAUCUUACUCAAUAUUUUGAACCUUGUCCUUAUUUCUGACAUUAGAUUUAAUCCUCCAUGGUUUUACCUUGCUAGGGCGACAUGAAUUGCUAGACAAUGUUGAUAAUUAGGAAGUGUCUAAAUUAGCAUAGCUGACCUUGAUGAUCCCGGAGGACCAAUGCCACCUUUCAUUAGACAAUGUUGGAAGCAAGCAAGAAACGGAUCUUCUUGCAUGGCAAUGCCCACCAUGACCCUGCAGUAUGGGUAUUUUGAUUAUAAAGCAAGAUUCAAGUUAAUUAAUGUUGUGGCCAACAAUGUUUUCAUUUUAAACUUGAUGAAUUAUAUGUUAGAACCACAUAACCAAUGCUUUCAUAAGUUCUCUAAGUAUAUAUGCCUUCGACUUCUCUGAACCUGUUGGGUUCACCUCGUUUAUAUUUGCUUACUUUUUCAAAUGCUAUUUCGUAUUUACUGUAUCUAUUCAAUAUGGGCAAAAAAAGCAAGUAUACGAUGCUCCGCAUUGGGUUUUUUUUUUUUCUUUUUUUUCCAGUUAAUCUUUACAUUCUUUGCUCUUCGUAAUGCUCUCGUUGAGAUAACAAAAAGUGCACAGUUUGUGUUUAGGAAGAAGAAGAAGAAGAGGCAAAUUAGCCAAGAUGCCCAAACAGCUUGAAGCUUCUUUAAAGAAAUGAGUAAUGCCAUGAACACUAAACAGGGAAAAGCCAGCAAGGAAUCAUUUGGGUUGGGUAAACUAUAUGCGACAAAUUGGAUAUUAAUUUGCAUAUGGUAGUGGCAAAUUAGAACUAUUCAGUGUACGAUUCAAUUUAACUUCUACCGUUGGGAGCUCUUAUACCAUAGUUCAAACCAAAAAUCACUUUUUGGGGAAGAAGUUUUGAUGAGAUAGAUAAAAUCCUGCACGCCCAACCAGUAGAAUAAUUUUUCUUUAGUAGCAAACUUCGUGUAUUCUAGAGCCUCGUGCCUUUGAAAAUGUCGUAAUAACUUUUAACACGGACGAAGCCAAGUCUAAACUAGAUGUUCUUCCUGCAAAUCUGGAACAAACUAGUGCUUCAUGAGCUGAAUGGACCAGAUUCUUGGAGGGAUAUAAUUGAAUGUCUUUUUCAGUGUUUAUCAUAUAUUCUAUGGAAUUCAAAAGGUGUCAUUUUGACGGUCGGUUUAAUUUCUCCUUGGUAAUUUUACCUUGAUAGGGAAGCAUUGAUUGUUGGGGACAGCAGAAGUAUGAAUGGAUUUGCCCACCAAAUUAUAAAUAUAAUUGAAUGAUUUGUGCAGAGAAUAUGAGAGAAUUUUAUUAACACAAAGUGUUUACAAUGAUUUAUGAAUUAUACAAAGCUGCUGCUCUUGUAUUUGCUUCUAAACUUCUCUGAUCUUCUUUCUUAUAUCUAUCUCUCAGAUUUUCUUCAAUUCUUAUCAAUUACAAUCACAAUCUAACCUAUUUAUUAGUUACAUAACCAUGUAUCAAUCGUGUACAAGGUGUGUUGAAUUUCAUUCAACACUCUGAACUUACCUCGGAGCUUCCAUGGCUGCUCACGCUUUCCAUGUUGAUGAAGAACUGUGUUGAAGCUUCCCCUGGCUUCUUGAGUCUUCUCAAACCUUUUGAAUCUUCCUGAAUCCUCUGGGUUCUUACCAAUCAAGCUUAUUUUCAACAUCCCCCUUAAGCUUGAUGUUCUGGGAUUUUUUUAUUUUGGCAAUAUGGGUGAAUGCUUCGCCAUAGUCGAUUUCUUUUCUGUGCUUGUAUUUUUUUAUUUUUUUAGUUACAAGCCUGGCUUUAUUCCCUUAAACUUUUCUGUAUACGACUGCUGUACAAUUAUUACUGUACCUGGAGCAGGGUUCGAGCAAAUAUCGGCUCCUCCUGAGCUGUUUUUUAAUCCUGCCGAAAUAGUGUUAGGACAGUACUAUUCACCCGUAUAGCACUAUUCACACACAUGACACUAUUCCUCCGUAUGACACUAUUCAUCCGUAUAAUAUUGUUUACUUAUACGGUUGAACCAUACCACACAUGGUACCAUCCACACUGAAUAAUUUCUCCUUAGUGGAAGUAAUUAUUGAUGCCAGGUGAUUAAGACUGUAAUAAAGAAGCCGACAGCUUUUUUCCUUUUCUUUUUUACUUUUGACUCCUUUUCUUCCUUGUUUCUUUUCUUCUUCUUUUUGCAGCUUCUGCGUGUUCUUGUUCAAACAAAAGAGUACAACGCAAUACUUCAAACAGCUCGGGGGAGCUCGUUUCAAAUCCGAAUUUGAUGCUGUUUGGGGCAAUGACUUCGUAUUGUUGAGAGGAUUCUGAUUCUACUCUCAAAACUUUGAUUUGAGCAAAUCAAUCUCUGGGCAGCGGCUCUUUGGGCUGCACAUGACUACAUGAGGGCCACACCGAAAUUUUCCGGCGGCGGAAAGGCUCCUCAACGAUCUUCUGGGUCCGACGAACUCAUUUAUCGUGUCAAAAUGUGUUUUCGAUUAUUUCGAAAUGUCGGCCUUCAAACCAGUGGUUGUUUCGACUGGUCUUUGCGAUUGUUGUUGGCCCCGAUCUUGGGCUCUAAUACCAAAGUUUGUUGGGGACAGCGGAAGUAUGAAUGGAUUUGCCCAACAAAUUAUAAAUAUAAUUGAAUGAUUUUUGCAGAGAAUAUGAUAGAAUUUUAUUAACACAAAGUGUUUACAAUGAUUUAUGAACUAUACAAAGUUGCUGCUCUUGUAUUUGCUUCUAAACUUCUCUAAUCUUUUUUCUUAUAUUGCGACACGUCGUCAUGUUCUAUUUAUUGAUAUCACAGUUUUGCAACGUAGCGCGAUUGUAAUUUAUUUGAAGGAAAAAAAUGUUUACACUAACGGUGUAAAGAAUUUAUUCUCUAUAUCUAUCUCUCAGAUUUUUCUUCAUUUCUCAUCAAUUACAAUGACAAUCUGUUGAAUUUCGGUCAAAGACUCCGAACUUACCUCGGAGCUUCCAUGGCUGCUCACGUUUUCCAUGUUGAUGAAGAACUGUGUUGAAGCUUCCUCUGGCUUCUUGAGUCUUCUCAAACCUUUUGCAUCUUCUUGAAUCCUCUGGGUUCUUACCAAUCAAGCUUAUUUUCAACAUAGAUAGCCAGAAAACUGUUGGAGCAAGCAUGAAUCCAAUCUCCUUGCAAUGGCCACCAUGAUCCCGUACUGUGGGUGUAUUUCUCCUUGGUCUUUGUACUUGUACUCAUAUGUUGAAUGAGAACCCAUCUUGAAUAAGCAUUACUUGUAUCU
This is a messenger RNA of Rhododendron vialii, 5764 nucleotides long. Its product is annotated as probable LRR receptor-like serine/threonine-protein kinase At3g47570. The coding region runs from base 1300 to 2547 and encodes 415 amino acids. Lineage: Eukaryota; Viridiplantae; Streptophyta; Magnoliopsida; Ericales; Ericaceae. Gene Ontology annotation, biological process: protein phosphorylation. The transcript has 2 exons. Gene Ontology annotation, molecular function: protein kinase activity; ATP binding. The record is from RefSeq and is a predicted model, not a curated record.